Messenger RNA from Daucus carota subsp. sativus, 1570 nucleotides. Its product is annotated as transcription factor RAX2. Lineage: Eukaryota; Viridiplantae; Streptophyta; Magnoliopsida; Apiales; Apiaceae. The coding region runs from base 285 to 1226 and encodes 313 amino acids. The record is from RefSeq and is a predicted model, not a curated record. The transcript has 3 exons.
UCUGUUUCUGUUGCAGAUGGGAGUGAGUGAAGAUUUUAUCAUACAGACUUCUCUCAGUUCAUCAACAGUUAAUAGGUUUAGAACAAAGUAUUAAUGCACCCUUUGACUUUUCUCUAGAAAAAGUAAAACCAUCUUUUUCUCCCUUAAUAAUAUAUGCUCUUAUAUUUAAGACCAUAACCCAAGUCUUGUGUGCAGAAAGAAAGCUCACCUUCCCCCACAAACCCAUCUUCUAGAAAUAAUUUUAUCUCCCUCCUUUGCUCAGAGAGAUUGAGAGAGAGAGAGAGAUGGGGAGAGCUCCUUGCUGUGACAAGGCAAGUGUAAAGAGAGGGCCAUGGUCACCUGAAGAAGAUCAGAAGCUAAAAGACUAUAUCGAGAAGCAUGGGACUGGAGGAAACUGGAUUGCUCUACCACAAAAGGCUGGUCUUAGAAGAUGUGGGAAAAGCUGCAGAUUAAGAUGGCUCAACUAUCUCAGGCCUAACAUUAAACAUGGAGAAUUUUCAGAUGAUGAAGAUAGGAUCAUAUGCACCCUCUUUGCCAAUAUUGGGAGCAGGUGGUCAAUAAUAGCAGGUCAGUUACCAGGGAGGACUGACAAUGAUAUCAAGAACUACUGGAACACAAAGCUCAAGAAGAAACUCCUCAUGUCUUCAUUAAUGCUCCCUAAUCCUUUUGUUAGGCCUCCUAAUAAUAUUAAUAACUACCAACAAUACCUAUUUUCAUCACCAUCUCCUUCUUCAUAUUCCUCCCCAUUGCCUCCAACAUUGAGACUUUGUGACAACAAUUACCCAACCCUAGGUGCUUCUAGGUCAUUCACAAGUGAGGGCUUCUCAAAUAUUUCAACAACCCUUUUUAAUAUCCAGCCUCAAGAUCAGGUUUUGGGUUCCAUGCAAAAUUAUCAAGAGAAAGAAUCACCUCUCAUUAUGUUUGGAGGGGCAGGUGAUGAUCAGCAGGCUGCUAGCUCUAGUUCUUAUGAUGAACAGUUCAUGAUGUUCUCCAACUGUGGGAUGAAUAGCAUUGCUGAUGAACAGAAGCAAGUAAAUCUUGGUGUGUCUAGUGGUGAUCAUGAGAUUGUUAGCAAUGUACUGGAUCAGUAUAACAUGAGUUGUGUUGAGGAGAUUAAGCAGCUGAUUAGCACUAAUAAUCUGUCAUGUAAUUCCAAUCUGAGUUUCUUUGUUGAUGAAAACAAGACAGUGAGAAGUGAGGAGGAGAAAGUGUUGAUGUACUACUGAUGUUGAUUGUUUCUGCAGCUGAGGGUAAGGUGGUGGUAUAGUAAUAAAUAGCUGCCUAUAUGAGUAGUAGUAAAACUAGUACUGGAAGAGAUUCAUGUGAGACAGUAUAGUGGGGGAUAUGGUUAUGGCAUGAGCUUUUGUUUCCUCAGCAUCUUUCUGGAACAGUACACUGUACACGGCAGUGCUCAGUAAAAGUUCUCUCUCUUUUUGACAUUGCUUUUUGGGAUAAGAUCUGUUUGUUACAAGCUAGAACUACUGUGCAGUGUGCUGUUUAAUUAGUUGCAUCCCAUUUGUAUGUUUAGAUAUGAGCUGAUCUUGUUAUAAUGGAAACUAUAUUAUAUAUA